Molecule: messenger RNA, 2901 nt
Organism: Anguilla rostrata (American eel)
Lineage: Eukaryota; Metazoa; Chordata; Actinopteri; Anguilliformes; Anguillidae
Gene: gata6
Product: GATA binding protein 6
Exons: 6
Coding region: 1-1494 (497 amino acids)
Biological process (GO): cell fate commitment; negative regulation of transcription by RNA polymerase II; positive regulation of transcription by RNA polymerase II
Cellular component (GO): nucleus
Molecular function (GO): DNA-binding transcription factor activity, RNA polymerase II-specific; zinc ion binding; RNA polymerase II cis-regulatory region sequence-specific DNA binding
Source: RefSeq, a predicted model, not a curated record
AUGGACCUGGGCGAAAACAGCUGGUCCAUGGUUAAGAGAGAAGUCUCCAGCAGCCCAGGGUCGCCGGUGGAGCAGAACUAUCUUCACGGUGAUAGGAGGGACCGGCACACCUCGGAAGAGCUGAGGUCAGCCCCGACAGCUCAUCUUGACACAGGAAACCGGCGCUCUGAGGGGCGAGCACUACACCCCUACGUUCACUUCGGACAUCACAACAACACAUUGCCCAGUUCAGAGGACAUCACGCUGUUCACGGAUCUUGACCAGGGAAACAAACUCAUCAUUUCCAGCGGAGCACACAAGGGAGGUUUAAUCGUCGACCCCAGCGACAUGUAUCAAACCCUUGCCAUAGCGGCGGCUCAGAGCCAGGCAGGAUACGACUCCCCUACUGGUAGCUAUAUGCACUCCACAUCAACUUCCCCGGUGUACGUGCCGACCUCCCGCGUGGGACCUAUGAUUCCCAGUAUCCCUUACCUCCAGGGCAGCGGGUCUGCACAGCCGAGUCAUGGGGUUAGCAGUCACUCGGUCUGGUCGCAGCCAACCCCGGAAAGCCCUUCAUACAGCACCGGGAGUCCCCACGCCUCCAACCGUUUUCACUACUCUCCAAGUCCGCCCAUGAAUAACGGCGCUUCCAGGGACAGCGGCUACAGUAACUCUCUGAAUGUGAACGGCAGAGAUCAGUACGGCCUGGCCCGGCCUCUCGGUGGACCCUACCCCAGCCCGUAUGCUCCUUACGUGGGACCGCAGCUGUCCACUGCUUGGCCGACUGGACCAUUUGACAACACGAUGCUGCAUUCUCUGCAAAGCCGAGGAACGUCACUACCAAUUCGAGGACCCAAUGGAGACAUUUUGGAUGACUUGGGAGAAAGUCGAGAAUGUGUGAACUGCGGGUCCAUCUCAACGCCGCUAUGGAGACGCGAUGGCACGGGUCACUUUCUGUGCAAUGCCUGCGGCCUGUACAGCAAAAUGAACGGACUUAGUCGGCCACUAAUAAAACCACAAAAGCGGAUGUCAUCGACAAGACGAAUUGGGCUCUCCUGUGCAAAUUGCCAAACCAGCACUACCACACUGUGGCGCAGGAAUGCAGAGGGGGAACCGGUGUGUAAUGCAUGUGGACUCUACACCAAAUUACAUGGGGUCCCAAGGCCACUCGCCAUGAAGAAAGAAGGCAUUCAGACGAGGAAAAGAAAACCAAAGACCUUGAGCAAGAUCAAGGGUUCUUCCGGUAACAGUAACCCAGUUCCCAUGACUCCAACCUCUACGUCUUCCUCCAAUUCUGAAGACUGCUCCAAGAAUAGCUCUCCAUCAGCACAGGCACCUGUCCAAGGGGUCAACUCCUCCACCAUGACAGGCCAGGGGGAGGUACCCACCUCAGGCAGCUCCACGGUGAAGUACGUGGGGCAGGAGGGCCUGUACCCGGGGGUCGGCCUGACCUCCACGGCUGACGUGGCAGCGGCGGUGCGAGGGGAGCCCUGGUGCCCGAUGGCUCUGGCCUGAUCGCGAGCGCCUGGGAGGCUGGCACUGGGGCCAAAAGCGUCUCACCGGACCUUCUGCUGGCUUGGCAUUAAAGUAAUCUGCAAAGACUCAGCGUUGGACUAUUUUACAUUUCGCUUUGGGUGUGUCUCUCCCUUCAUUCCUUUGGCUUUGAGUCGCAGCUGGACAUUGACGUCAACAAAAACAGCAACAAAACAAGAGUCGCCUCAUACUUCUUCCUUUUUCUAUACAUGGAACUGAUUGACCAUCGGAUUAAUGCCUGCAUUAAUCGAGAAAGUCGUCUUUUCUGUGCCUUUAAAAAAGGGAAAUAUUUGACAGCAGGUUUGUUGACUUUGCCAGGUAUGUUCCUGUAAUGGGUACUUUCAGAAUGGGCUCUGUAGAUGGCUCAUGGCUCAGUGGAAGGCACGAUAAAAGGGAAAGGCCAAUGUCACAUGGAUCAAAUUGAUUUCGUUUUGCUAAAUAUAUGUGUGUGCAUUACUUUAUGGAUAAUCCCCCUCUUCCAGAAAAAGGUGGUUAAUCUGUUUGCUUUAUAGAAGUAAAAACACUGUCCCUGCACAACUUCCAUACUUUUCUCAGCAACUGGAAUAGAUGAUGAAGUACAAAGAAAUUCUGAAUCAAGCCAAAAUAUUUAUUAACCUUUCAUUGUUGAAAUAAAUAUAUCAUGUUUGUUAAUAAAAUAAAGAUGUGCAAAUAGAGUAGAAGUAAAUCUUAAUUUUAAAUGUGCUUUUUAAACAUGAAUGCAUUUAGAUUUUUAUGUAGUUUUCGUUUGUGACGAAGCUGCACGUUUUCCUCUUUAAAUUUCUUUUUUGUUUCAAAAACAAUGUUAUGGUUUUAUACAGGGUAACAAAAAAUCUGACUUCCAUUGGUUUUAAGCAUUUUAAAUAGUGCAAUGGUGUGUUCUUGUCACAGUAAUCAGUGUUAAAUCAAGUCUUAGAUUUAACAACAAAUUUUGCAAUUAAUGUAAAUUGUCUUUAACUUAACGGUACUUAUGUAAUUCUAUUUUAAGACAAUGUUGAAGCUAAAUUUCUAGACGUUUAAAUCCAUAUUUAAACAAUAGAAAACAAUCAAAUUACAAAAAGUUUAAUUACUGGCAAAAAUUCUCAGAACAAAAUUUGCACUCGGGAAAAUGUUUGUAAUGCAUCUAUUAGGAUACGUGGUGAAAUUCUAAACAAGAAGAUACUGCACGUGACCGAUACUUUACUACCUAAAUGAUAGGCCUCCAUAUGUGAAUACUCCAAGUCAUAUAUAUUCAGCCUUUGUGUCUUGCGUUUUCAAGAUACAGUCUGUAUCAUAGAUUUAUGUAUAGUUUGACUGAAGCCACAUUUUGUCUUUUAUUUCAAAAGAAGUGCAUUUGCCUUGUUUUUGUUCGGUAAAAUUAAUUAAAAACAACAAGUAAUUUCUAACAAGAAA